AUGGCAACAAAAAAACAUCGAAUUAAUUCACAAGAUAAAAUUAAUAUUGAUAAUUACAAUGUUGAACAUCGUUUGCGAGAAGCUAUUGCAAAAUUACCAAUUGAACGAAGAAUUGAUCUUGAUUUAUCAAAAAUUUAUCAACAAUUAAUUGAAUCUUUUUAUACAUAUGAAUCUCAUCUAGCAAAUUUUGUAUUUGAUCGUGAUAUGCAUAAUAUAAUUUAUUCACUUGGAUUUGUACCAGUUAGUUUUUUAGAAAAAAUAAUUGUCUAUACAAUUUUUGGUCGAGAAAAAACUCACAGUGAAAUUAAUGAAUUAAUACUCGCUAUGCGUUAUCAUCCAUUAUCAUGUACAAAUGAACGAGAAGAAAUGGAUGCUGAACAUCAUUUAAUUCAUAUAUAUGAUUUUGCUGAUAUAAUUAUACCAAAAUUACUUAAUAAUGAAUAUAAGGCAGCUGAUGAACAAUAUUUAUUAAAAUGUUUUAAAAAGCUAGAUCAAAAUAAUAAAAAUUAUUUACAUAAGAAAUUAUUUGUUCAAACAAUGUCAUCAAUGGAAGAUGCUUUAGAUGAAAACGAAUCUGAAGAUUUAUUAAAUUUUUUAAUUAAAAAUGAAAAUUUAUCAAUUGAAAAUUUACCAGAUUUUUUUGAUUAUAAACGAUAUAUUAAACAUUUAUUACCACAACGACAUCUCAUUUAUCUUGAUCUUGGUGUUGCAAAAUGA
Molecule: messenger RNA, 717 nt
Organism: Rotaria sp. Silwood1
Lineage: Eukaryota; Metazoa; Rotifera; Eurotatoria; Philodinida; Philodinidae
Source: the annotation of a GenBank genome assembly